AUAAUAACAAAUCCCCUUCUAGUGAAAACAUAUUCGUUCGCCUUAUCAUUUGGCCAAGUUCGAUCGUUCUUGCUUUCCAAUUUCGUGUAAUCGUAGCAAUAUGGGGGAUGUUAAAACAUGCUCCAUUCGCAUUUGCCAAGACGGGCAUGCAAACGCGCUUGCAUUAAACCGUGAAUGCACCCAAAUCGCGGUUGCUGGCAGAAGCUUGCUGAAGGUGUUCUCAAUUGAAAACGAUGGCUUCACGGAGGUAUGUAAUAUGCGUGGUGGAAAAAAUCAAAACUUAAGCUACUCGUCGAACGAUGUAGCAUGGAGCUCGCUUGAUUCAAACAUCCUAGCCACUGCUGCUACCAAUGGUGUCGUGUCUGUGUGGGACUUGUCGAAGUUCGGUCGUCAAAAGCAGCUGCUGGUCUACAACGAGCACGAGCGAACAGCUCAUUCCGUUGCAUUCCAUGGAACGGAAGCAAAUCUGUUGAUAUCCGGUUCGCAAGAUGGAACUAUCAAAUGUUUUGAUCUCAGAACGGACAAAUCUGCCAUAAAUACCUACUUUAGCAACUCGGAGAGUGUACGAGAUGUAAAGUUUAGUCCCCACGCGCCGAACACGUUUGCGGCGGUGUCCGAGAACGGAACUGUACAGUUGUGGGAUAUUCGCAGGAAUGAUCGCUGUACGGCCCAAUUCACUGCCCAUAGUGGUCCGAUUUACACGUGCGAUUGGCAUCCGAACCAGCCAUGGCUAGCCACGGGUAGCCGUGAUAAGCAGAUCAAGGUUUGGAACACUAACCCUAAGAACUCGUCGCUUGAAACGGCGAAAAACGUUUCACUUGAGUACACUAUACAUACGAUCGCGGUUGUUGGUAGGAUUCGAUGGCGACCUGAUAAGAUGUUCCACAUUGCAAGCUGUGCGCUGGUGGUCGACAACAGUAUCUACAUAUGGGAUCUCCGUCGGCCAUACAUUCCUUAUGCUUCGUUUAACGAACAUUCUAACGUUACGACGGGUAUCGCGUUCAAGGGUAACGAUCGACACGUGCUGCUUUCCACCAGUAAGGAUUCGACGAUAUUUAAGCACGUGUUCAAAGAUGCCACACGACCUGCCAUGAAGGCGAACCCUCAGGGAGCCAAUUUUAACUACAAGGGAGAUUUACUAUAUGCAUACGAAAUGAAGCUAAUCCCACCACCACCGUCAUCGAGCCUGCUCAGCCAGGGAACUGCGCUACUGGGUUCGCGCCAAAAAUCGUCUUCCUCGGCUGACCAGUUUCAUCUGGCAAAAUCGAACCUUUCCAACUUUUCUACCAAAACGAUCAACGUGAACGCUAAGGACGUAACCAAAACUUCGCUGUUGAAAGAUUAUUUGGCCCUGAAAGGUUGUGCCAAAGAGUACAUCCUAACGGGAGCAUCUCUGUCGGAAAUCUGCAGCCAUAAUGCAGCGGUAGCGAAAAAAUAUGGCAAAACAAAUGUGAGCUUUUUGUGGAACUUUAUCUCCCAACUGUACGCGUACAGUUCCACCGCUAACAUGAAGCUCGAGCAACGGAACUCCGGCCCAAUUCAGCAUGCUGGUGGUCGUUUGAUGGCUCAAAACUCGAAUCAAUCUAGCUCGGGCAGAAGCGCUGAAGAUCGGGUAAUGGGUACCGGUCUUCAUCCCAUCGUCGGUACUACGAACAUCGUCAGUAACAGUAGCGCGGACGAUUAUCUGGAGUUUGCGAACAGCAAAAGUGCUAACGAAGCGCCCGGUAUGGGGCAGCUACUUUCCGUAGACAUAGAACCGGAUAAGUGUGAUUUCGUUUUUGGCGAAACAGAACUUACAUUCGAUUCGGUUGACUGUAUCAAAGGUUUCCGGGAUGGAUUUCUUUACACGGGCCCGCAUGACCUGGUGAAGGACUACACCUUUCCCGCAUCAAACCUAAUGAAUGCCCACGAACUGCAUCAAACCCAUCCCCGAAAACAUCUAAUGGCGGAAAAGUCACAGGAAACAUCACCGCCGCCCAAUCCGGUACCGUCCUUCCUGAAAAUAUCCGAUCACAACCCGACUCCACCCAUCUGGGAACCGCACCAGGUGCUGGCUGACUGUUUAACGUUGCAAACGGAAAUAGGCGAUGUGCAGACAUCGUCCUGUAUUCUGGUGGCCCUCGGGGAGCGAAGACACAGCUUGCAGAUUGAUGAGAGCUUUCAAGAGAACUGGUUGCUGUCGUACAUCGAGUUGCUGCACCGGCAUCAACUGUGGAACGAAGCAACACAGAUGAUCAACAUUAGCUGGAUCCGGUCGGUGUUAGAGAUGAAUCAGCAAUCGACGACCAUGUACACGAGCUGCGGCCUUUGCUCCAAGCAGCUGGUAAGUUCGGUGGGUUGGUACUGUGCACGCUGCAAGUCUGCCCAAAGCUCAAAGUGUAGCGUUUGCAAUGGGGUUGUUCGUGGUCUGUAUGCAUGGUGUCAGGGAUGUUCGCACGGAGGUCACCUGGAACAUUUGAAGCAAUGGUUUGCCAACAACUCCAAAUGUCCCAGGUGUGGUCAUUUGUGUGAAUACGAAUGAGUGAAUACACGACAUUAUAUGAUAUAGUGGAUAUGAUUCCACGCCAAAA
Anopheles funestus (African malaria mosquito) is the source of this 2570-nucleotide messenger RNA. It is a transcript of the gene Wdr24, whose product is annotated as GATOR complex protein WDR24. Gene Ontology annotation, molecular function: protein binding. The record is from RefSeq and is a predicted model, not a curated record. Lineage: Eukaryota; Metazoa; Arthropoda; Insecta; Diptera; Culicidae. The coding region runs from base 101 to 2521 and encodes 806 amino acids. Gene Ontology annotation, biological process: positive regulation of TOR signaling. The transcript has 2 exons.